GGAUCUUCGGUUCCCACAUUACAAUGACGUGUCUACGUGCUUCGCGUCUCGGCUGCCCCAGCCGGCCGUACAACAAUGGCAUCCAUCCAUGUUCCAGCACACGCUUCCAAUGAGACUCUUGUUGUCCAAUCACAGAGCUCGCAAGGCGAGCAUGGAGCAAAGGAUACAGUAUAGUAUAUACAUACCGGAACUCGCCUUGAGUUACAGGCCUGUUUCAUUUGACCAUUGCUCGGCUGUCUUCAGACUUACCAGUUGGACUAGCAGAAUGGAAGCUACUAUGCCCGGGUGCCUUCAGAACGUAAAUGUGGGCCAGUGGCAACUUUUUAUGACCGCCUUCAUUUACCUCUACCGCUUCCUCUAUAGUUCCACUUUUACGUUCUCAAGGCACCCUACCGAGUACAACAGCAGAUCUGUCUCACGGUUCUCAUGUCUUUCCGAACAAUUGGAGAGCUUGACAGUUUGCUCCACAGCGGCUUCUUCUCCUUUCACGCCAUCUUGGACGAAACUAGCGAAAAGGGGUAGGUUGGCGGUUUGCGCAAAGCGCCAGGCUUCCACGGAAUCAAAUGUUAGAAGUAUACGAAUCUUGCCGUACUUGCAAGAGGCUCACAUCGUUCAUGGUCAUGUUUGUGGGAUGGGGUGAGGCCAAUUAGAUUCCAUUAUCGCCCAAUGCUGCGGUUCUUUUCUUCACAGUCAAAUUCAUAUACUG
This is a messenger RNA of Aspergillus aculeatinus CBS 121060, 706 nucleotides long. RefSeq lists its product as uncharacterized. The record is from RefSeq and is a predicted model, not a curated record. Lineage: Eukaryota; Fungi; Ascomycota; Eurotiomycetes; Eurotiales; Aspergillaceae. The transcript is spliced from 2 exons. Bases 89 to 640 code for a protein of 183 amino acids.